GGGAAGAGAAGAGUUGAUGUAAUUGGAGAAGGUAUUUUAGAGAAAACAUUAAAAUUACAAUACAUUAAAAAUAUUAGUAAGUAAAAAAAUUUAAGGUAAAAUAUGCAUAAAAACUUAAAUUUCCCUGAUCUAAUAAAUAAAUGAAAAUAUGAUAUACCGACCACCAAACCAAUUAACAAUUAUCAUUAUCCUAUUGGCCGGUGAGGUGAGCCAAUCCCAGUGAUUUGGAAAUCCACAAUCAACAAGUCAACAAGUCAACAUUACAUUACAACUAAAAUUUAGAGAUUAUAUAUUAUAUAAAUACAUCGUUGGCCUUCACUCUUCUGUAUAUACUGAAAAAUAUCAGAGUGAAUAGUAAAGGAAAGCCAUCAGCCAUGGAGAAAUCUAAGUCUACCAAACCCAUAGUCGUGGACGAGAGAAGCGGCUACUGUAAAUCAAACUCCAUCUUCUACAGCAAACGCAACCCCAUACACCUCCCUCACAACCAUUCCGUCGACGUCACCACCUUCAUCUCCUCCCGCCCUCACAACGGCAAGAUUGCCUUCAUCGACGCCGCCACAGGUCACCACCUCACUUUUCCUCAACUAUGGCGAGCCGUUGAUUCCGUCGCUACUUCUCUCUCUGUCAUGGGAAUCAGGAAAGGUGACGUCAUCCUCCUCCUUUCCCCAAACUCUAUUUACUUCCCGGUGGUCUGUCUCGCCGUGAUGUCACUCGGUGCCAUCAUCACCACUACCAAUCCACUCAACACUUCCCGAGAAAUCGCUAAACAGAUCGCCGAUUCCAAACCUGUCCUCGCCUUCACCAUUCCUCAGCUCGUUUCCAAAAUCGCCGGUUCUAAUCUCCCAACUGUUUUAUUAAUCGACGAUGAGAACCGAAAUUCGCUUGAUAAAUCCAUGAAUAUAGUGGGAUCUUUAGGGGAAAUGAUGAGAAAGGAACCGAGCACUAACCGGAUCGGGUACAGAGUCAAUCAGGAAGACACAGCUACUUUACUCUACUCCUCUGGUACUACCGGCGCGAGUAAAGGCGUGGUUUCUUCUCACAAGAAUCUAAUCGCAAUGGUUCAAACUAUUCUCAGCAGAUUCGGUACAGAAGAUGGAGAACACACCUUCAUCUGUACCGUUCCUAUGUUCCACAUCUACGGCUUAGCAGCCUUCGCAAUGGGCCUUCUCUCCUCUGGAUCAACCAUCGUGAUUCUCUCCAAGUUCGAGAUCCACGAAAUGUUAUCCGCGAUCGACAAGUACAGAGCCACCUACCUCCCUCUCGUGCCGCCGAUUCUGGUGGCGCUGUUGAACAACGCGAAUCACAUAAGGGCCAAGUACGAUCUGAGCUCACUGCAAUCAGUUCUUUCGGGUGGAGCUCCGCUGAGUAAAGAGGUAAUCGAAGGGUUCGUGGAGAAAUAUCCAACGGUGAGUAUUCUUCAGGGUUAUGGCUUAACCGAAUCCACGGGAAUCGGAGCUUCAACGGACUGUCUAGAAGAAAGUCGGCGGUACGGAACUGCCGGAAUGCUGUCUCCGAGCAUGGAGGCCAAGAUUGUGAACCCUGAAACCGGUGAAGCUUUGUCGGUUAACCGGACCGGUGAACUUUUGCUGAGGGGCCCUACAAUUAUGAAAGGCUAUUUCAGUAAUGAAGAAGCAACUUCAUCAACAAUUGACUCAGAAGGAUGGUUGAGAACUGGUGACCUCUGCUACAUUGAUGAAGAUGGAUUCAUUUUCGUGGUUGAUAGGUUGAAAGAGCUUAUUAAAUACAAGGGUUAUCAGGUGGCCCCAGCAGAACUUGAGGCCUUGUUACUUACUCAUCCUGAAAUUUCUGACGCUGCUGUUAUACCAUAUCCUGAUAAGGAGGCUGGCCAAUUUCCCAUGGCAUACGUGGUUAGAAAAGGGGGAAGUAAUUUAUCUGAAUUUUCAGUCAUGGAUUUUAUAGCCAAACUGGUGGCGCCAUACAAGAGAAUUCGAAAAGUGGCAUUUGUAGCAUCCAUACCCAAGAAUCCUUCAGGCAAGAUUUUAAGGAAGGAUCUCAUAAAACUCGCUACCGCUAAACUCUAAGCCUGUCACAAGUUUUAUUGUAUCUAUAAUCUAUCUAUAAUAUAUGUUUAUUUAUUUUCAAAUAUUUAUAGGAUAUAAAUAUAUAUAUAUCUAUUCUAUAUAAAGUGUGACUAUAUAACCGAAUUCUUGGUUUAUGAGAAAUUUAUAGGUGAAUUUUUAUUUAUAUUAAAAAUAAAAUAGUUUAUUAUUAAAAAUAAAA
Messenger RNA from Cannabis sativa, 2241 nucleotides. Its product is annotated as probable CoA ligase CCL5. Lineage: Eukaryota; Viridiplantae; Streptophyta; Magnoliopsida; Rosales; Cannabaceae. Gene Ontology annotation, molecular function: CoA-ligase activity. The record is from RefSeq and is a predicted model, not a curated record. Bases 375 to 2042 code for a protein of 555 amino acids. Gene Ontology annotation, cellular component: peroxisome. The transcript has 5 exons.